Messenger RNA from Volvox carteri f. nagariensis, 1650 nucleotides. RefSeq lists its product as uncharacterized. The record is from RefSeq and is a predicted model, not a curated record. Bases 1 to 1650 code for a protein of 549 amino acids. NCBI's taxonomy places the organism in Eukaryota, Viridiplantae, Chlorophyta, Chlorophyceae, Chlamydomonadales, Volvocaceae. The transcript is spliced from 13 exons. Gene Ontology annotation, molecular function: glucose-1-phosphate adenylyltransferase activity. Gene Ontology annotation, biological process: glycogen biosynthetic process.
AUGAUUACAAACCCGUCGGUAAAUGGUCGUUUCGGUACCUGGCUGGGAGAGUCGAUCUGGCCGCGUGGCAAUCUGACGGCCGUCAUCCUGGGCGGGGGCGAGACAGACAGCCGGCGCCUGUUCCCUCUGACGCAGUUCCGCACCCUCCCAGCGAUUCCGUUUGGUGGAUCGUACAGAAUCAUCGACCUGCUCAUGUCCAACCUCAUCAACAGCGGGGUCAACAAAAUCCACAUCCUCACAGCUUAUAACAGCUACUCGCUCAACCGCCACCUUCAGCGGACGUACGACAUGUCCGGUGGCGUGCAGUACGGGGGUGACGGCUACAUCGAGGUAGUGGCGAACUCCAUGUCGCCCGAUAGCCAGCAGUGGGUGACUGGCACUGCGGGUAUCGUACGGCAUUUCAUGUCGUAUUUCGACUCCAACAUGAAGAACCGUUUCAUCCAAGAUAUCAUGGUCUUGCCGGGCGAUCAUGUGUAUUCCACUGAUUUGACGCCCAUCAUCUCCUACCACCACUCCACGGGGGCUGACCUGACUAUCGUGUGUCGACCUGUCAGCGGCGAGCAGGCCUCCCGAUUGGGAGUCGUCAAGCUGGAUUCAGAUAACCGAAUCCGUACAUUCAGGGAGAAACCCGAUCCGGACCAGCUCAGCGAACUAGCCAUGUCGGACGAUGAAAUGCGACCCUUCCUCUCAGCGACAGUCCAACAGCAAAUGCACCAGCUGCACUCCCGCAGGCACAGCCGCCGGGACGCGGGUCUGGGGUUUGGCGGCCAUUCCCCGGGGCCGGGGUCCUCCCUGGAUUCGGGGUCAGCGGCGGCUUCGUUUGAUGAGGGAGACGGGGUGGGCGCGGCUCGGGCGCUGUGGGCUGCUAGGGGCCAUGCGCGAGUCGGCGGCGGCGCGGGCGGGCGAGUGGUUCUGGACACGAUGACCUCCGGAGAUGACGUGGAGCUGAGUCAGCGAGCCCCCGGGUUUGUGGGAUCCACGGGGAUCUACAUCUUCAGGCGUGGGGUACUGUCCAAGGCUCUGGAGCGGCACUAUAAGGCCCAGGACUUCGGGCGCCAGAUUAUUCCCGAGCUUAUACGGGAGGGCCUACGGGUGCAAGCCUACCGCCUUCCCGGCUACUGGGCCGAUGUGGGCGGCAGUGUGGGGGACUUCUACCAGGCCAACCUGGCGCUGCUGGAGGACCCCCCCUCCAUCGACCUCAAUAGGCCCACGGAGGCUCCCCUCUUCAAAUUUCCCCUGACCAUCCCCGCCAGUCAGUUGCGCGGUACCCGGAUCUCCCGGUGCAUUGUGAGCGCGGGUUGCAUCCUGCAUGAAGCCAACCUUAGAAACAGCGUCAUCGGGCCCAGGAGCAUCGUCGGUUCCCGGGUAACCGUCACGGACAGCGUCAUCAUGGGCGCUGACCACUACGAGCACGAGAAGCCGCAGCAGCGGCCGCUGUCCCCCACCUACCCCCCCAUGGGGAUUGGGGAAGGCAGUGUCGUACAGCGUGCCAUCGUGGAUCUCAACUGCCGUGUGGGUCGCAAUGUGGCGCUGGUCAACAAGGAGGGCGUGUACGAAUCCUUCGACAGGGCCGUACAAGGCAUGUACGUACGGGACGGCAUUACCGUGAUUACCCGGGAGGCGGUCAUACCGGAUGGCACGGUGCUGUGA